GCUUCAAGUUGUGAGGUCCACGUCCUCGGGAUUCGGGAUUCUCGGAACGUUAGGGAUUUCACUGGAAGAAGUUUGUUAUUUAUUCCUGGAUUGGACCUAUUGCGAGAGACCUGGAGAAUUAUAUCCAACAAAAUGGGAUUAAGUCAGUCCGUCGAGGAUGCUGGUCAAUCCAGUCCAGAGGCCCUAAGCUAUAUCCUCGCCGAACGCUUCGCCACAAAAUGCUUCACCCCGCUAGAACUAACCCACUUCAAAGACAACUUCUUCUCCCGAGCAACAGACCAAAACGGGCUGAAAUACUGGAACGAAAAGACCCUUUCCGAUUUCCUGGGCAUCCCGGAUAGCAGCGAUGCCGAGUGUCCGCUUGACGCUGGUCCGGUGAUCUUCCGGAUGGUCUCGUAUCUGGGGGCGUUUCCGUUUCAGAAGACGCUAGCUCCGAGCGUGUUGACUUUUGAUGCUAUGGUAAAGGUAGCUGUGUUGUUGACGGAGAGGUAUGGGAGGGUGCUUAGACGGGGGAGGAGGGAUAGGAUUAGGUUGUUGUUCGGAAGUCUUGCGGAUGUUGGGAAGAAAGAUCUGGGUUCGUCUGGCCAGGAUGAGGAGAAUGAAGAUAAGGAUGAAGACGGUGAUGAUCUUGCUUUGGCGGCGUUGGAAUCGCUGGAUGCCAUUGAGGUGUUCAAGCACGAUCAGCGUGUGGACAAGACUGUCUAUGAAGCUCAUAUCUCGACUGACACGUUCCGUCGUCUGUUGAUGCUGCUUCUUGUCAUCGCACCGUUGAAGACGCUCGACGAUGUCAGGACUUACACGGGUGACCUGAGUGCAGAACGCAUGGAGACGGUCAGAAACGAAGCAGACAACAUCCUGGCCGCGUUCGUCGAGGAUGAAGCCACUGAAAGUGGUAACGGUAUCAGCUACAAAUCGUUUUCGAAGAUGAUAUCCAACUCGCUGCCGCACCUCUUCGACCCGCUGACGCCGCUAUUUGAACACAUGCUCUUUAGCAAGAACCUGAAUUUGUCUCAGAAGCGAGGAAGAACUGAUUCGACGCCAUCAGUGCAUACAGAGGAGCAACCGGAGUCCGAUAUACCUGUGCUGCUGCUGCCGCCGCCGCCACCUGUCAUGCUCCCUGGAGCGUUCGAAUCUGUGAUUCUAAACCCAAGCCUCAUAUCCCAUCUUUCAUUCUUUCUACCAUCCACCUCUCGUGGCCUGAGCUUCCUCCAAAGCAGCGCUCAACUACAUCCCGUCUUCUCAACAGCAGCCCACGGCUCAUCUCUCACCUCCUUCUCCCACCACGUCCUAACAUGGCAAGCACCCUCCCUCAUGAUCCUCCACGGAGUCAUAGAAGAAAACACAACAAUAACCCUAGGUGCCUACCUCCCCUCCUCCUGGACAUCCUCCAACCACUCAUCAAAAACCUCCGACUCCCUCCCCUCCCUCUUCCAACUCUCCCCCAAGCACAUCCUCCUCCCAGGAAACCCUUCCCCCUCAGCCCAACAGCAACAAAACACACCAACCGCCUACUUCUCCACAGCAACUGGCCUCGCACUCGGCUGCAGACUCCCGCCCUCGUCCAGAACAAGUACACCACAGCCCUAUCCCCACGGCGCAGGCUCCCUCCUCAUCGACUCCAGUCUCGAGUCAGCAGACUUCCACGUCUCGUCCGUAGGACACGAUGGCGCGUUCCUCCCGCCAGUAACCACAUCAACCCCGGCAGAAAAGAUACAUAUCGAUAUCUAUAACCUGGAAAUAUGGGGCGUUGUGCAGCCGGAUGAUUCGUCUAUGUCGGCGGGACAGGGUCAAAGUGCUGUUGAAGUACAGAAGGCGAAGUGGGAGUUUGAGGCGAGGGAGGCGGAGAGGAGGAGGAAUGUGAAUUUGAAUGCUGGGGUUGGGGAUAGUGCGAGGGAGAGCGCGAGGUGGUUGUUGGAGUCGGCGGGGUUGGUCGGGGAGAGUGGGAGGUAUGGGGGGAGUGUUUAAUUCAUCGAUUGAAUAUGGUUUUUGGCGUGCUAUAAUACUUUAAAUUGAUCUGGAGAGG
This is a messenger RNA of Aspergillus glaucus CBS 516.65, 2023 nucleotides long. Its product is annotated as TLD domain-containing protein. The record is from RefSeq and is a predicted model, not a curated record. Lineage: Eukaryota; Fungi; Ascomycota; Eurotiomycetes; Eurotiales; Aspergillaceae. The transcript is spliced from 4 exons. The coding region runs from base 133 to 1965 and encodes 610 amino acids.